AUGGAAAUAACGGCAGAUCGUAAAAAGUGUUCAAGAACUCGCUUAUUCUUUAGUUUGGCAAUCUUCGAGACUUGGCGUAUCGCGAUCGUAAACGUGGUGGUUCACGAGUGUUCGCGGCUAAACGCAGGAGGACACACGGACGCGAACGUGUCCCCGGAAGCGAAGGGGCCAGGUGCAAGGGAUGGCACGAGACUGGGCCGGAUCAUCGCCAUUAGAAAAAUGUCAACAGCUGGAUCGCGGUAGGGGAGGAAGCCUAGGCAGGUGCAAGCUAUCGUUUCGGUUUUGCUCGAUCGGCCAGGACGAAAGACGCUCGCGAACCGAGCUGAGUGUUGCACGCGAGUUCCUCGGACACGUCGGUAGACGUCAAGGAGACCCCCGAAAAAUCGAGCCAGAACACACCUGUUGGACCCUGGCAAUUAGAGAAAGAGGGAACAAAACGAAUCCGAAGCGAUCGGCGCGGGGAAACACAAACGUAAACACAAACGUGGGCAUUUUAAUCUGGCACGCCAGCUGCUUGUCCCCGGCACGAGGCAAAGCUCGAUCAUCGACGCCGAAAAGUGUAUCGGCUGGCCGAUCGCGGCCUCGAACGUGUGGCGAACAGGUGGCGCGGUCGUUGAACACGUUUGAAAGUUAAACGCACUUCGGGUCACGAGAGUCGUAAAGUUCUCCCCGCGAACUCGGUGCAUCACAACAGAAGUAAGAACGAUCCGAGAUGAUAAAUAUCAAAGCUUCGUUCUCGAGUCGGAGCAAAUUCUUCUGCAACGUCGUGUUUUAACACUAAACGCGUACAUUUUACAUAUCAUAUUGUUCCUAUCAUAAUCGGUCAAAUGAAGAUUCCUUCGCGAAAGGAAUGCAGACAAUUAUCAAUUUAAUAUAGAAACCAAAUAACAAUUCUUGGAUGAGG
Messenger RNA from Heterotrigona itama, 904 nucleotides. NCBI's taxonomy places the organism in Eukaryota, Metazoa, Arthropoda, Insecta, Hymenoptera, Apidae. The record is from the annotation of a GenBank genome assembly.